ACGUAGCGCUCCGCUAACUCCUCCUCGGCGAGUCGCAUUGAACUCAAAAGGGGAACAAAAAGAGGCCCAGCAGCGCCCAUCGCUGUCUCUCCGCCUUCUCUGUCGUUGUCACGGGAUUUCAAUGUACAGCCUGCUCUUUAGUUACUGUGUUGAUUUUGGCCGCCCAUUUAUGGCGUUUGUGAGUGUCAGCGGAGACUUCUGCCAGGCACAGCACGUCGCCUCUGCGGACGAGUGAACCAUCGGCCCCAAGGAGGACUACGCCACCCAGAAGCCUCCCUGAAGACCAGCACCCUUGGAUUGUAGCUGCUUUCUCCCACUGCCCUCCCUGGAUUCACACGUUGUCCUUGGCCAGAACUACUUCUCCCCUGUCCCCAGAUCAGGCAUUAAAUACGACCAAUACAAAGUUUACUGCCUGCCUUUUCUGUCAUCAGCCAAUCUGAACACCUCUCCUGAAUGGGGUAAUCUGCUGCAAUAAUCUGAUUGGAUGAUUGAAGGAUUGACCCCUACCCCCUCCCUGUUUUAUCCGUGGAGUAUUGUGGAAUUUUUAUUUCCUUUUUUAACCUUUUGAGUUCCUUUAGCGGUCUAGUCCAAAUACCCAAAUUUUCCCGACUUGUAUGUUUUUUUUUUUUUUGUUUUGUUUAAAGUCUACUAGGAGUCCUUAAACAUCUGAGCCAAAGUCUCCCUUUUUAGACAUUUUAUUUAUUUUUAUAUAUACGUAUAUUUUUAAGACUUCUCGCCAACAUGAACCGCCCUGCCGCCGUCGAGAUCUCCUAUGAGUGCAUGAGGUUUCUCAUCACCCACAACCCAACCAAUGCCACACUCAACAAAUUCACUGAGGAACUGAAAAAAUUUGAGGUGAACACCCUGGUUCGGGUCUGUGAGGCCACCUAUGACAAGGGCCCUGUGGAAAAAGAAGGGAUUGAAGUCCUGGAUUGGCCCUUUGAUGAUGGUGCCCCUCCCCCAACCCAGGUUGUUGAUGAUUGGCUGAACUUGCUGAAGGUUAAGUUCCGUGAAGAGCCAGGAUGUUGCAUUGCUGUGCACUGUGUUGCAGGACUAGGCCGUGCACCUGUUUUGGUGGCUCUGGCCUUAAUUGAGUGUGGGAUGAAGUACGAGGACGCUGUGCAGUUCAUCCGACAGAAGCGACGUGGAGCCUUCAACUCCAAACAACUGCUUUACCUCGAGAAAUACCGGCCCAAGAUGCGUCUCAAGUUCAAGGAAACCAACGGCCACAACUGCUGCAUUCAGUAGGGUGGUCCUCAGCAACUAGGGAGCAAUGCAAAAGGAAAAACUGCAACUGUAAUUAUUAAAGUGAUGAUUCUCAUGGCAGUCGAUUACAGGGAACAAAGGUCGGUUUUGUUUUUUGUUUUAAUAUAUGGAUUCACCAGCUGAAUGAGAAGCUGAAAGCACAAGGAAGGCCCUUUCUGCUUGCCCUAAUGUCUAAUUGUGGGCAAGAGCCUGACACAGGUUCUGCCUGGUAAACAGUGUAAUCAUGGGAGGGUUUUUUUGUUAAACUUUGUAUACUUAAAAUGAACAAUGGUAUAGAUAUUUCAAAUGUAAUAGCAUCUUUAUAAAUUUAUAUUUAUGUAACUAUAAAUAUAAAUUAUAUCAGUGAUCCAAACGAAUGGAUUGAAUGCCCCAUGUUUUCUGUUAACAUGGAAACUUACAUAUUAUGGUUUUUUUUUGUUUUUUUUUUUUUAACUGAAAGUAACUUGAUCUCAUGCAGUAUGUUAUAUAUUUUUCCCCUAGGGUUUAUAUAUGGUCUGUUUUUUACCAGGCAUGGCACCUCUUGUCCUGGUUUUUUGGGGGACUGUCCCACCCCCUCCCCUUUAUUUGAUGCCCCUGUCUACCUUGGAAAGGCUUCCCUUUGCCGCUGCCCCACAGAGCUUCUCUGUUCCUCACAGGAAGACACCUGGCACUCUUAGCUUCUUAUUCAUCACUGCAUCACAGUUCCUGUGGGGGUUUGCAAUAGGACAUAUUUGCAACUAUGCUGUGCCACCCCCCCCAAUAACAUGUGUGUGGUGUCUAAGGGUCUAAUAGCUGGGAAGGGGGAUGGUGGAGAAUCUACUAUAGACCUAUACAUUUUUCUCCCUUUUUAAAACAUCCCCCAAUUCUUAUUGCUUUUAAAUUUUGAAAUAAAAUGAACUUUUCUGCUUUUAAAAUGUG
This is a messenger RNA of Paramormyrops kingsleyae, 2163 nucleotides long. It is a transcript of the gene ptp4a2b, whose product is annotated as protein tyrosine phosphatase 4A2b. Lineage: Eukaryota; Metazoa; Chordata; Actinopteri; Osteoglossiformes; Mormyridae. The record is from RefSeq and is a predicted model, not a curated record. Gene Ontology annotation, biological process: protein dephosphorylation.